Debaryomyces hansenii CBS767 is the source of this 2361-nucleotide messenger RNA. RefSeq names its product DEHA2D09020p. Gene Ontology annotation, cellular component: ubiquitin ligase complex. Bases 1 to 2361 code for a protein of 786 amino acids. Gene Ontology annotation, biological process: protein polyubiquitination; protein monoubiquitination. The record is from RefSeq and is a predicted model, not a curated record. Gene Ontology annotation, molecular function: ubiquitin-ubiquitin ligase activity. The transcript has a single exon. Lineage: Eukaryota; Fungi; Ascomycota; Pichiomycetes; Serinales; Debaryomycetaceae.
AUGAAAUUUUUUGGAACCAACCCUUCCAAGCGUGAUUUUAAGACCCUGGUGCAAAAUAGCAUAACAUCAGACCAUAGCGAUGAGAUACCUAUACCGGUACAAGAUACGAAGAGUGACACAACACCAAAUGAGAAAAUGAACGAGCCAUUAGCGUCGCCGGCGUACGAGGAUGUUCCGAUAUGGAAUAUUUUGCCUUCAUACCAACUUUACCAAUCGACGUUUUCGAAAAACCUUCGCCCGUCGAACGAAGACUUGAGAUAUGCGCCACCUACGUACCACGAGGAUUCUACAGAAACUCCCGUUGGAAGCGUUGAUCCGAGUACUGGGAGUUACUUUCCUAAUAUGACAGAUUCCCCAGGAUCGUCACACUCUACUGCGGCAGCUGCUCAUUCGUACUCGGGGAAUCUCAUAAAUGAAUCACCCACUAGAUGGGAAGAUAGUCUUUUGGGAAACACGCAUAGAUUGAAGAAAAUUGGUGAUAUUAACAGUGCUGUUGCUAAUCGAGUGAAAAUUGAAAUCCAAAUUACUGAAAAGGCGUGCAAGAGGGGUGUACGUCCCACUAUUAUCGACCCUCUGACUAUAGAAUAUCAGCCUGGGGAUUCUAUAAACGGAUUUAUCACAAUCAGAAACAAGCAUACUCUUCCUAUUCUGUUUGAUAUGUUCUCAGUUGUUUUUGAAGGUAAAAUUUCGGUUACAAGUGAUACGGAUUCGAAGAAGUCGCAUAUCUUUUAUAAAUUCCUCAAUAUGUUUGAUUAUAGUGCAUCAUGGACUCCAGCCGAUUUGAAUGAUGACGCUGAGGAGAACCAGUAUGAUCCACUUGAUAACGCAUGCAUGAGAUUUCCUAUGGAGAAAUAUUUCGAACCCGAUGUCACUUACAAGAAAUUCUUCAAUUUCCGUGUUCCAGAUAAGUUAUUGGAUGUGGCCUGCGAAUUCCAUAAUUUGCCGAGACAUUGCGAGAUGUUGCCUACGUUAGGUUUAGCAAAAGACCAAUUCUUGAAAAACUUGAGAAAAUUUCGACAAGGAGUUUCUGCAAAUACUGAAUUCACAAUUGGUGGGACGGCUCCAGUAUUGAAUCAGCCUAGGAAACCUGGUUUUAAUGGGGUCCUUGAUAAAAGAUUAAAGGAUUUAUCGUUCCCUGAUACUUCUGUUAGUUAUAGUGUUGAGGCAAGGGUUAUUGCUAAAGAAUCUGAUUAUAGUAUUAUCAUGCCAAAUUCUGCGGUCAAAUCAGAGAAGGAUGAAUUCUUAAUUGUUAAUGAAUCCAGUUGUUUUAUCAGAUUAAUACCAAAGGAGCGGUUAUCGAAGGCUUUCGACAGUCACAUAAUUGAAAAUGAAUCAAAGAUUAUAUAUAACAACUUAGUUGAAAGGGUAACCCAGAAAAUUCAUUUAGGUAAAGAUUUAUUGGAUGAGAAGCGUACAAUCCUGAAUAAUGAACAAACCUACGAAAUUACAAGAAUUCCGUCUAUAUCUAAAAGAAGACAAUUAUAUAACGAAGGGAGUAACAGUAACCUGAGUAAAAAUAAAUUAUUGAGAAAGGAAAAAGGUGCCAAGUAUGAAUUAUUCGUACCUUAUAAGAAGAAAUCGUUGACUGCUGCUCCUAAAGUUGUAGGAAUUAUUGGCUUGACGACAAUUAAAAUGGACUACAAAUUGAAAUAUAUGCCUCCAUAUAAAUAUAGAACUUUGCAUCCGCAUCCACCUAAUAACGAAUUAUCGACGAAGCUUAACAUUCCGUUAGAAUUUGUUUUCUCAUCGAAUGAAAGCUCUAAAGCGUCUAAACCUCCGGAUGUUAAAUCCAUAAGUGCAGAAUUAAUUGUCUUUACAUAUAGAUCAAAGAAAUAUCCUAUUCCUGUUGAGAUAUUUAGUGAUUUGUUAUUUAAGAAUAAACCGGGUGAUACUGACAAUAUUGAGCACUACGUCAUUAAGCCAUUCCAGAAAUAUCUAGAAGAAAUCACUGAUUUGUCGAGAAAACUAAGUUUUGAAAUCUUGAACGUUGAUAGUCAAUUAAUCAUGGACAUCAAGAGUUUAGCCAAUUUAUCUACAAAAUACAACUGCUUACGAGUUGACGAAUCUAAAGUGACUUCAAACCAUGCAACAACCCCUUGGACGUUUGUUUCUUCACAGGAAGCAAAGUCUUCCAGCGACAAAGAAGUUUAUUCGAAGAAGGUCAACCUCCUGGUUGACUUAAAGAAUGUCUUUUCAAAAGACAAUACAGGGUCUCACGAUGACCUCGGCGUUGACGCCUAUUCCCUCGUGCCAAACUUCCAGAGUUGUAUAAUAGGUAGAGCUUAUUACUUGAGACUUCACGUCAAAUUGCAAAAUAAUGAUCUGAUGUACUUAAGAAUCCCUAUUACGAUUCAAUUAUGA